AUGUCAGCAGCAGAGGCAUCGGGUGCCACCACGACGUCCUACCUCGUGGGAAAUCUCCACUGCCCGUCAUGCGUCGCGCUGAUAACGGGUCUCUUGCGGGAGAGGUAUGGGGACAAGGUCCUCUGGGUCUCGCCCAACCUCGUCACCUCCGUCGUCACGGUCGAGCACGUGGAUUCCUCGGCCCACUUCAUUCACCAGAUGAGCCGGACACUCGAGGAUGUGGGCUUUGACGUGUGCGCAGUCGACUCGACGGCGGACAUCUCGGCCGACGACGACCUCGACGACCCGUCCCGGGCCGAGCAGGGACAGAGCAGCACCGGCAUGCCGGCCGAGCACGGUUACGGACCCUGGGGCCUGUGGUCCCGGCUUUGGCGCGAGAAGCCGGCGGCGGCGGCGGCGGCAGCGGCCAACCCUUCCAAGGCGGCGGCUCACCUCGAAAACUGCGAGGCUUGCCAGGCGAACUCGGCACGUGGCGGCGACAGCCUCUCGGAGGAUCGAGUGCGGCUCGUUCGUAACCAGUCGCGGGAAUCGACGCCGCCGCCGCCGCCAACGCCGGCUCCGUUGGAGGGCAUCGUCGUCGACGGCGAUGUGCGAGGUCGCCUGCACCGAGCGACGGUCUCGAUCGGCGGCAUGACGUGCGCCGUCUGCGUCAACACCAUCACCGACGAGGUCCAGAAGCACCCCUGGGUGUCCAAGAUUGCCGUCAACCUCGUUUCGAACAGCGCCACCGUCGACUUCACCGGCGCCGAUCACGGGCCAGACAUUGUCGAAUCGAUUGAGGAUCUCGGAUACGACGCCACGCUCGACUCCGUCGUUGACCUCGACGAGCAGAAGCGGACGGGUGCCGGACGCGAGGUCGAGAUCAAGGUCGACGGCAUCUUCUGCCCGCGGUGUCCCGAACGCAUCUCGCGCACGCUGAGCAACUUUGGCGCGAGGGUGGAGGUUCUCGAGGAAGCUACGGCGCAGAAGGCGCGGUUGAAGAUUCGAUACCGCCCCGACGCGCCUCGCUUCACCAUCCGACACGUCAUCAAAGCCAUCGAAGCGACGGAUCCCUCGCUCCGGGCGUCGAUAUACCACCCCCCAACGCUCGAAGAGCGGUCGAGGAUGAUUCGGGCCCGGCACCAACGCGAGCUGCUGUACCGGUUACUACUGACGCUGGUCAUGGCCAUCCCGUCGUUUGUCUUCGGCAUCGUCUACAUGAGUCUCGUUCCCGACGGGGAUCCGACGAAAGAAUACCUCAUGGCGCCCUCGAUCUCGGGCAUCACCCGGCUCGAGAUGAUCCUCUUCGCCCUCGCGACGCCCGUCUACUUCUUCGCCGCCGACAUCUUCCACGUGCGGGCGGUCAAGGAGCUGCGGACGCUGUGGCGAGGCAACAGCCGGACGCCCCUGCUCGAGAGGUUUUACAAGUUUGGGAGCAUGAAUCUGCUCAUCUCGCUCGGGACGAGCAUCGCCUACGUCUCAUCGGUGGCGCAGAUGAUCGCCGUCGCCGCCACGGAGGGGAGGGAUAUGCCAGAGGGCAUGUCCUACUUUGACUCGGUCGUCUUCCUCACCCUCUUCCUCCUCGCCGGCCGGUUGAUCGAGGCGUACAGCAAGUCCAAGGCGGGGAGCGCCGUCGAGGCGCUCGUCGAGCUUCAGCCCAACACGGCGCUGCUCGUCGAGCGGGACGCCGUGGCGGGCCAGAAGACGACGACCAUCGACGCCGACCAGCUCGAGGAGGGGGACCUGUUCAGGGUGCCGCGGGGCGCGUCUCCGGCGGCCGACGGCGUCGUUGUUGCGGGCGAGAGCAGCUUCGACGAGUCGAGCCUGACGGGCGAGUCCCGCGCCGUCGGCAAGGCGGUCGGGGACGCCGUCUACGCGGGCACGGUGAACAAGGCCAACGCCGUCACGGUCCGGGUGACGGGCACGUCGGGCAAGUCGAUGCUCGACCUCAUCGUCGACGCCGUGCGCGAGGGCCAGACGAAGCGAGCGCCGGUGGAGCAGAUCGCCGACGUCAUGACGUCGUACUUUGUGCCCGUCAUCACCCUCGUCGCCGUCGUCACGUGGGCCACGUGGAUGGCGCUCGCCUUCACCGGCCACAUUUCCGACGACGAGCUGAGGCGCGCGGGCGGACGCACGGCGUUUGCCUUCCAGUUCGCCGUCGCCGUCUUCGUCGUCGCCUGCCCCUGCGGACUCGCACUGGCGGCGCCGACGGCCAUCUUCGUCGGCGGCGGCAUCGCGGCGAACAGGGGGAUCCUGGCCAAGGGCGGCGGCGAGGCGUUUGAGAAGGCGAGCAAGAUUGACUGCGUCGUCUUCGACAAGACGGGAACCCUCACGGUCGGGGGCGAACCGCAGAUGACGGACGCCGUGAUCUUCCCCGACGGCGCGCUGCCGUUCGCCGACGAGCAGACGCUCCGCUCCGGCCUCAAGGCCGUCGAGGAGAGCAGCAGCCAUCCGAUGGCGAAGGCGAUCGUCGCCUUCUGCGGGCCCGAGACGCGGCCGGCCGAGCUCGACACGGUCGAGGAGCUGGCGGGCAAGGGGAUGCGGGCGACGUGCAGGGACGGGCCGCUCGAGAUGGCCGUCGGCAACGAACACCUCAUGCGCGACCUGUCGGUGCCCCUCUCGCCGCGCGCCGUCGGGCUGCUCCAAGGCUGGAAGUCGGAGGCCAAGUCGGUGGCGCUCGUGGCGCUCCGGGACGGCCGAGAGUCGACGUGGAAGCUCGCGGCGAUCCUCUCCGUCUCGGAUCCCGUCCGCGCCGAGGCGGCGGCCGUGGUCCGGGCGCUCCGGGGGCGCGGCGCGCAGGUCUGGAUGCUCUCGGGCGACAACGCGACGACGGCGCGGGCGGUGGCGGCGCGCGUCGGCAUCCCGGCGGCCAACGUGCUCGCCGAGGUGCUGCCGUCGGAGAAGGCGGCCAAGAUCACGUACCUGCAGGCGACGGCGCACGCCGGUCGGGCGGACGACGGCUCGCUCGGCCGCCGGCGCCGCCGUCACGGCUACAGCACGCGGCGGGCCAUGGUGGCCAUGGUCGGCGACGGCAUCAACGACUCGCCGGCGCUGACGACGGCCGACGUCGGCAUCGCCAUCGGCUCGGGCAGCGACGUGGCCAUCUCGAGCGCCGAGUUCGUGCUCGCCACGUCGAACCUCGUGGCCGUCCUCAGCCUCCUCGACCUCAGCCGCGCCGUCUUCCGCCGCAUCAAGGUCAACUUUGCCUGGGCCGUCGUCUACAACCUGCUGGCGGUGCCCAUCGCCGCCGGCUGCCUGUACGCGGUGACGACGCCCUCGGGCGCCCACGUCCGGCUCGACCCCGUCUGGGCGGCGCUGGCCAUGGCGCUGUCGAGCAUAAGCGUCGUGCUGAGCAGCCUGUGUCUGCGGUUGAAGGUGCCCUGGGUGGGCUUCGGGCACAGCCUCGUCGAGGUGGAGGUGGAGACGGAGCAAAGAGACGGCCGCCUCGGACGGCAGCCGAGGGAAGUCGAGCAGGCAGCUGCCAGUGCGUCGAGGACGUAG
Molecule: messenger RNA, 3480 nt
Organism: Drechmeria coniospora
Lineage: Eukaryota; Fungi; Ascomycota; Sordariomycetes; Hypocreales; Ophiocordycipitaceae
Exons: 1
Coding region: 1-3480 (1159 amino acids)
Biological process (GO): copper ion homeostasis; monoatomic cation transport
Cellular component (GO): membrane
Molecular function (GO): P-type divalent copper transporter activity; copper ion binding; ATP hydrolysis activity
Source: RefSeq, a predicted model, not a curated record